This is a messenger RNA of Pyrus x bretschneideri (Chinese white pear), 963 nucleotides long. RefSeq lists its product as uncharacterized. The coding region runs from base 275 to 688 and encodes 137 amino acids. The record is from RefSeq and is a predicted model, not a curated record. The transcript has 2 exons. NCBI's taxonomy places the organism in Eukaryota, Viridiplantae, Streptophyta, Magnoliopsida, Rosales, Rosaceae.
UGGGUUCGCAGAAGCUUGCCCAGCCUCACAUGCCAAUCCCCAAUCUCUGAACUUUUUGAUCUGGGUUUCCAAUAUUUCACCCUCAGAUCAUAUGUUCUGCCAUUAAAAUAUCCUUUUUUUUCACUUCGAAUCCAGAGACUGAGAAAAUCCCAUCUCCGUUUUGGUGUUCUCUGAGCCUCCUAUGAGUACUUCACUAGAUUCUGAGAGUUGGGUUUUGUCACAACAGCAGAAAACUUAUAUUGCAUAAAAUAUUUUUCUCUGGAGUUUUGAGAUCAUGGGUAGAGGUAGAGGAAAGGGAAAGAGGUUAACUGUCAACAAUCAUGAUGAUCCUGGAAGUGGUGAGGAAGAAAAAAUACCGGCACAAAAGAGAAGGGGAAGGCCUCAAAAGCCAUUAAAAGAUGAGAUUGAUGAAGAAGAAGCUGAAAGAAUAGAGGCAGAUGAUAGUGAGAAUGGAAAGUCUGGUAUCUCAAGCAAGGAGGUAAAAAGCCCCUCUGCUUCAGAGAAUGGUAAGAAGAGGAAGCGGCAAUCACAGGUGAAAGAGAAGUCAGAUUCAGUUAAGGAGGAAAAUGGUAAUGGAACAAGAUCAAGCACUGAUGACUCAACUAAGUCUAAUGGAUUUCGGCAUAAUGGGAGCAGGCGGAAAAACAAGCCCCGUCGAGCAGCUGAAGCUGGUGUUGAAUGCAAUUGACAGAUGGUAACCUAUGCAUCCUUUCUCGUUGCUGAAAAAUUACGGGGACAGGAAGUGAGGCCUAGUAAAUCUCUAGUUUCUUUCUUCUUUUGCUGCUUAAUUGUUCUUUCUUCAGUAAUUUCGUACCAUCAUUCCUUUUUUAUUUGAAUUGUGAAAUUUGCAAUGCGUUCUGAUGAAUGUGGUUUUCCAUGGUGCUCUGACAUUUUAAAUUUUGACUAUCUUAUUUUUUGCAUUGUAUAAUUUGAGGAACAUGUUUAAGCAGUUGCUAUCUCUCA